Alosa sapidissima (American shad) is the source of this 2558-nucleotide messenger RNA. It is a transcript of the gene kcnj11l, whose product is annotated as potassium inwardly rectifying channel subfamily J member 11, like. NCBI's taxonomy places the organism in Eukaryota, Metazoa, Chordata, Actinopteri, Clupeiformes, Clupeidae. Gene Ontology annotation, biological process: regulation of monoatomic ion transmembrane transport; potassium ion import across plasma membrane. The transcript has 7 exons. Gene Ontology annotation, molecular function: inward rectifier potassium channel activity. The record is from RefSeq and is a predicted model, not a curated record. Bases 293 to 1594 code for a protein of 433 amino acids. Gene Ontology annotation, cellular component: plasma membrane.
AAGUCACGUUACCAAAGAAGGAGGAAGUCAAGGCAUUAUGGGAUAUGUUUAUCAACCAACGCUAAUGACUUUUGCGCUAUCUAACGUUAAUGUUUUCUGGACAAUGCAUUAGUGGAUGGGUUGCGACUAUAUCUAUGCAUGGUAUCUCUUCUACGGGGAGAUGGCAGGGCAUCUGUUUUCUGGUUGACCUCUCAAAUGCUCAGGGGCAAGGCUCAGAGGGCGGCUAGCUCUUGUGUUGGAUUUGCCACACAGGUCGGCACUGUGCAGAGGUGUGAGGAGUCCGGAAUUCAGGAUGUUGGCCCGGAAAGGGCUCUUACCGGACGGGUUCCUCCUGACCCGGCUGGCUGAGGAUGCCACCCAUCCCAACUGGUUCCGCUCCAAGUCCCAGCGUGCCCGCUUCAUCACUAAGAGUGGCUCGUGCAACGUGGCCCACAAGAAUAUCAGGGAGCAGGGGCGGUUUCUUCAGGAUGUCUUCACCACCAUGGUGGACCUGAAGUGGCAGCACUCUCUGCUGAUCUUCACCUCCGCCUUCCUGUGCUCCUGGAUGCUCUUCGCCAUGGUGUGGUGGCUGAUCGCCUUCGCUCAUGGUGACCUGGAGCCCCGCGACCCUGACAGCGUCGGACAUGUGCCCUGUGUGACCGCCAUCCACUCCUUCACGUCCGCCUUCCUCUUCUCCAUCGAGGUACAGGUAACCAUCGGCUUCGGCGGACGCAUGGUGACGGAGGAGUGCCCGCUGGCCAUCACGGUGCUGAUAAUCCAGAACAUUCUGGGGCUGAUCGUCAACGCCGUGAUGCUGGGCUGCGUGUUCAUGAAGACGGCACAGGCCAACCGCCGCGCGGAGACGCUUAUCUUCUCCCGCAACGCCGUCAUCGCCCCGCGCAAUGGCCGGCCCACCUUCAUGUUCCGUGUGGGUGACCUCAGGAAGAGCAUGAUCAUCUCCGCCACCAUCCAGCUGCAGGUGAUCCGGCGCACGGUGACGGCUGAGGGGGAGGUGAUUCCGGUGUGUCAGCUGGACAUCCAGGUGGAGAAUCCGCUGCGGAGCAACGGCAUCUUCCUGGUGUCUCCGCUCAUCAUCAGCCACACCAUCGAGCGCGGCAGCCCACUCUACGAGAUCUCCGCCCAGUCCCUGACUACCGAGGACCUCGAGAUCAUCGUCAUCCUUGAGGGCGUGGUGGAGACGACGGGCAUCACUAUGCAGGCGCGCACCUCCUACACGCCCGAGGAGAUCCUGUGGGGUCGCCGCUUCGUGUCCAUCAUGACUGAGGAGGAUGGCCGCUACUCCGUCGACUAUUCCAAGUUCGGCAACACGGUGCCCGUGCGCAUGCCCGCCCUGAGCGCCAAGGAACUAGACCAGACGCGCGGCGUGCAGGAGAGCGGACCUUCGGAAGGCCAACCGCAGGGCUGGGGGCUGGUGCGGGCUGGCCGCGGGGGGUACCGACGCGGGGGCAGGGCUUGUGACGGUGCCGCAGCCUCCAGACCCUGGUACGCGCCAGCCGAAAAGGAGGAAGACAAGAGCGCCCAGAAGAAGACCGUUAAGCUGGAGGAGAUCGGGAGGGAGAUCCGUGACGAGUCCAUUGAGGAGAUGAGCGACUGAGACCACAUCUCACCAGGAGGUCCGUCUGACCAUGCACAACAGAUCUCCAGCCACAUCUGACGAGAAAGUCCAUCUGAACGUGCACAACAGAUCCCCAGGCACAUCUAAACGUGCACAUGCUGAUGCGAUAGUUUAUCAUAUCAUGUGUAUCAUAUCAAACAUACUGUCUGUUUAGUCGCAUUUGUAUGUUGUUGUUGUUGUCGUUGCUGUUGCUGUCAUCGGUAAUAUUUCUUUAUAUUUCUGCAAUAUAUUUCUACAGUAACUGGACCAAAUCCACUCAGACACAAUCCGUUCCCAUGUAAACCACAUGUCUCAGAGGUUCUUCAGAUACAACACCUGCUCACCUGUUUAUAUUUUUGCAUUCCCUGGACCCUUUAUAACCUGCCAUCAACCAGACUUGUUAGAACCACUCAGUCGUUCCAUCUAUUGGACCUGCUAGAACCUGCCAGUCAUUCCACCCACUGGACCCUUUAGAACCUGCCAGUCAUUCCAUCUACCGGACUCAUUAAAACCUACUGGUCGUUCCGUCCACCAGACCCGUUAGAACCAGCUGGUCAUUCCACCUACCGGACCCGUUAGAACCUGCCAAUCAUUCCAUCUACCGGACCCGUUAGAACCUGCCAGUCGUUCCAUCCACCAGACCCAAUAGAACCUGCUGGUCAUUCCACCCACUGGACAUGUUAGAACCUGCCAGUCGUUACACCCACCGGACCUGUUAGAUCCUGCCAGUCGUUGCAUCCACCGGACCUGUUAGAACCUGCUGGUCAUUCCAUCCAUUCUUUUGUCUAUCAGCUGAUUAGUUCUCACAUAGUCUACUAUGUUCCCAGGAGAGCGAUAUGAAUGUUGCUUAGUGUCUCCUUAGAGUUCCCUACUGUACUGUACUGUGAUAUGUAUUUAUUUAUUUAUGUUUUUAUUUAUGUAUUUAUUGAUUGUUUAUUUAUUUGAAUAAAUACAGUAAAUUGUG